Molecule: messenger RNA, 1728 nt
Organism: Naumovozyma castellii
Lineage: Eukaryota; Fungi; Ascomycota; Saccharomycetes; Saccharomycetales; Saccharomycetaceae
Product: sugar porter family MFS transporter
Exons: 1
Coding region: 1-1728 (575 amino acids)
Source: RefSeq, a predicted model, not a curated record
AUGAAUACAGACAACUCUGUUGCUGACCCAAACGUCGCAACUGAACACAUCAACGAUGAACCUUUGAACGAUUCCGCUUCUGGUUCCCAUUCCGUCUUGGAAGCUCAAUCCAACAAGGAUGAUGAUGAAGAAAUUAAGAACUACGGUGAAGAUGGAGAAAUUGCUCCAGCUGAAAUGCCAAAGAAGCCAGCUUCUGCUUACGUUACAGUCUCCAUUUUAUGUUUAAUGAUCGCCUUCGGUGGUUACGUUUACGGUUGGGAUACUGGUACCAUUUCUGGUUUCGUUGCCCAAACUGAUUAUGUGAGAAGAUAUGGUCAAAAGAAAAAGGAUGGUACUUACUACUUAUCCAAGGUUAGAACUGGUUUGUUACUUGCUAUUUUCAACAUUGGUUGUGCUAUCGGUGGUUUAUUAUGGUCCAGACUUGGUGAUAUGUGGGGUCGUAGAAAGGCUUUAGUUUUCGUCACCACUGUUUACAUGAUUGGUUUGAUUAUUUCCAUUGCCGCCGUUAAGCACUGGUAUCAAUAUUUCAUUGGUAGAAUUAUCUCCGGUCUAGGUGUCGGUGGUAUUGCUGUCUACUCUCCAUUAUUGAUUUCUGAAGUUGCUCCAAAGCAUGUUAGAGGUACUUUAGUCUCCUGUUACCAAUUGAUGAUUACCUUGGGUAUUUUCUUAGGUUACUGUACUAAUUUCGGUACCAGAAACUACUCCAACUCUGUUCAAUGGAGAGUUCCAUUAGGUCUAGGUUUCGCUUGGGCUUUGUUUAUGAUUGCUGCUAUGUUCUUCGUCCCAGAAUCUCCACGUUACUUAAUCGAAGUUGGUCAAAUGGAAGAAGCUAAGCGUUCUGUUGCUCAAUCUAACAGAUUGACUGUUGAUGACCCAUCUGUUAUUGCUGAAGUUGAAUUCUUAACUGCAGGUGUUGAAGCUGAAAGAGAAGCUGGUUCCGCCUCAUGGAUGGAAUUAUUCCAAACUAAGGGUAAGAUUUUACACAGAGUUAUCAUGGGUAUUAUGAUUCAAACAUUGCAACAAUUGACUGGUGCAAACUAUUUCUUCUUUUACGGUACUUUAAUUUUCGCUUCCAUUGGUAUGAAUGAUGGUUUCAAGGCUUCCGUUGUCAUUGGUAUUGUCAAUUUUGCUUCCACUUUCCCAGCUAUUUACAUUGUCGAUAGAUUUGGCCGUCGUACCUGUUUAUUAUUUGGUGCCGCUGGUAUGAUUUGUUGUAUGGUUGUCUUUGCUUCUGUUGGUGUCACAAGAUUACAUCCAGAUGGUGAUCAAAAUGGUGUAGCUUCAAAAGGUGCUGGUAACUGUAUGAUUUGUUUCACCUGUUUCUUCAUUUUCUGUUUCGCUAAUACCUGGGCUCCAUGUGCCUACGUUAUUGUCUCUGAAUCUUUCCCAUUGAGAAUUAAGGCUAAGGGAAUGGCUCUUGCUACUGCUGCUAACUGGAUGUGGAAUUUCUUAUUAGGUUUCUUCACUCCAUUUAUUACUGGUGCUAUUAACUUUUACUAUGGUUACGUCUUCAUGGGUUGUUUGUGUUUCUCCUGGUGUUACGUUUUCUUCUUCAUUCCAGAAACCAAGGGUUUAAGUUUGGAAGAAGUCAACACCAUGUGGGAAGAAGGUGUUUUACCAUGGAAGUCUUCAGAAUGGGUUCCUCCAUCUAGAAGAGGUGCUGAUUAUGAUGCUGCUGCCAUGGCUACUGAUGAUAAGCCAUUAUUCAAGAGAAUGUUAGGUAAAUAA